Molecule: messenger RNA, 2565 nt
Organism: Rhinichthys klamathensis goyatoka
Lineage: Eukaryota; Metazoa; Chordata; Actinopteri; Cypriniformes; Leuciscidae
Gene: kitlgb
Product: kit ligand b
Exons: 8
Coding region: 273-1091 (272 amino acids)
Biological process (GO): cell adhesion; positive regulation of cell population proliferation
Cellular component (GO): plasma membrane
Molecular function (GO): cytokine activity; stem cell factor receptor binding
Source: RefSeq, a predicted model, not a curated record
CGCCCUACCUCUUAAACACAGAGGACAAGUCCAUCCGCCCCCAUUCAAUUCACAGAAGCGCUUCAGGGCGAAAUUACGCACAGGCGUCGCGCGCUCAACACGCCAUGCUCUCCAUCGGGACCGUAGGAAAAAGGCACGCCACAACCACUGAUCCCUUCCCGUCCUGUGAUUAUCUCCAUUCAGAUGAGCAGGCGGAAACAUGCCUGCAUUCCGCUGUCAGGGAAAGCGAAGAAAGUAAGGAAACGUACGGCUGAUUUGUUUUUAAUAAUCCCAUGUUCCACAUGAGGGAGAUUAAGAUCGGAGAAAGCAUUUGUGUAUUAGUGUUGCUUUUUUCUGGGCUUGUGGCGUGCUCAGGUGUUUUUGGAAGCCCUUUAACUGAUGAUGUGGCCACGUUGGAAACAUUGAGUGAGAACAUUCCCAGUGACUACAGAAUCCCUAUCGACUUCAUCACCAAGGAUGUGGGUGGAGCUUGCUGGCUAUAUGUAAACCUGUAUAAAGUUGAAAGCAGUUUAAAAACAUUGGCCCUCAAGUUUGGCAACCUGUCCACCAAUAAAGCCAACAUCACUAUUUUUAUAACAAUGCUGCAGGGUUUCCGUUUCACUCUGGAGGGAGAGGAGCUGGAGCUGACGAUGCAAACAUUCGAAUGUCACUACAAAAGGGUAAAGUGGCCAUCUAGACGUUACUUCAACCAUGUUAAAGAGGUUCUUGCAGUGGCCGGGUCCACUCUCGGCGAGUUUCGUCACUGCACACCUCCCCCCUGCCAGACCCCCGCAGCCCCUCCUUUCACACCAGGCAAAAGCAGACAGCAGAACGGUAUGAACGGAGCGAUUCACGGGCUCUUGGCGGUGCUCAUCAUCCCCUGCAUGGCGCUUCUUGUUCUCUCUGUCAGGAUGGUAUUCAGAAGAGGAGGCUGUUGUGCACAAAGAAUGCAUGAAGUUGCUCUCAGUUUGCCUGAGCCCCAGGACGGAGCUGAAGAAAGCAGAACCGAGCCCCACGGCGGAGCUGCGCGAGGGGAUUCUGGUUCCAGCUCCACUAAUCAACAGGACAGGGCGUGGCUGGAUUCUUUAGGGUGUGCAGACACAGAGGUUUAAUCAAAAAUGCAUGAGGGAAACCAAUGGAAACAGCAGUAUUUUUGUGGUCGAAAUAACCGGAUUAAUGAAGAUGACAAUGAAGGGAAUAUUUUGGCGGUGACAGGAGGAGUGCAUCAGAUGUUUUUAGAUUUACCUGUACCUGCUCACCACAAAAAACAUUAGGCUGAAGAGACAAAUCGCAACUUGUGUCGGCCGGGUCCAUUAACCAACCAAUGAGAAUCCGGGAUGCCAUCCUAAAAACGGCCAUGGAAAAACCUUUAUGAUUUCAUCCGACAGGAAGUGUCUCUCUUUGAUGGGCCCGUUGGCUGGUCGGCUGCAAUGCCCGCGGCAGCUCGUUGGUUUUGAGGAACGCUACUGGUCCUGCAGAGGAUAAAUGGCUUUUUUGUGCCAGCGCCCCAUUGCAUGAGGACGGUGGUUAAUGUUUCACCAGAAAACGUCUCUGGAACAGAGCAUGGGCUUGUCUAGAAACACGUUUGAUUUAGAGCGUGGACAACAGUGCUAAGAUUUUUGGCGUUUUACUACUCAUUUAUUUGCUGAUACUGAUGGAGGGGAUCUUUAAGCCCUUGAUGCGUGUCUGUGAACGCUGGAUCCUCACAAGAUCCGGUCCUUCUGUAGAGGGAGGUAUCAGACAUCGCACCCUCGUUUCAUCCACUUUGGCUUUCACAUGUCCAAACUCUGUCUCUCUCACACAAACACACUCCAGCUGGAAGAAUCCAACGUCUCUGUCCCUCUUGAGAGGGUCUGUAAGCCAGGUCAUCGGUCCGAUUGCGUUGUAUUAACUAGCUUGGCCAUGUACACAUGCUCACACGCUCUUGCGGCUCAACAAGAGCUGAUUGUUUUCGAGACAAUAUGGGGAAACCCAGAGAGCAUGAGAAAAGAGCUCACAUGAUGAAGAUGUAACAUCAACAUGACUCAUAUCCCAUAAUUUAAUCCCACUUGCUAUAGAAUCUCUCGCUCACUCUCUUCCGGUGUCUGUUUUUCUUCUCACUGUAGCUAAAUAAUAUUCAUGUCAAGAGAUUAAGGCCAACUAAGUAGAUUAGAAUAGAUUUUUUUUCUGAUUUUAAAGGGGUAGUUCACCCAAAAUUGAAAAUCGUUCACUCACCAUGAUAUCGUAUGACUAACCUUCUUCCAUAGAACACAAAAGGAGAGGUUUUGACGAAUGUUCUGUCUAAUGAACAUGCUCAUUGUUAAUGUGAACUACACCUGUUCUAAGACACCUUUGUGAACUGACUUCAUAAAACACCAGUUAGUUAAAAGACAUUGUAAAAUUAAGUGAAAUUUGUGCAAAAAUUGGGUUUGCUUUUUUGAACUUGGGUUUGUUGAUACCCCUUGGUUUGAUACUUUGUAUCUAAUGCAAUUGAACUCAUACAUUAUAUGCGACUUAAGAGUCCAAAUACAUUUUUUAAAGGGAUUUUGAAGUGCAAUGAGAUUUGUGAGAAACCUCUGUAAAUGGGCUAUAUGUAGAAUUCAGAAA